This is a messenger RNA of Phytophthora infestans T30-4, 2345 nucleotides long. Its product is annotated as exosome complex exonuclease RRP41-like protein. Gene Ontology annotation, biological process: nuclear mRNA surveillance; rRNA catabolic process; poly(A)-dependent snoRNA 3'-end processing. Bases 12 to 2345 code for a protein of 777 amino acids. Gene Ontology annotation, cellular component: nuclear exosome (RNase complex); cytoplasmic exosome (RNase complex); nucleolus. The transcript has 5 exons. The record is from RefSeq and is a predicted model, not a curated record. Lineage: Eukaryota; Oomycota; Peronosporomycetes; Peronosporales; Peronosporaceae.
ACGCCAGCAAGAUGGCGGCCAAGGCAGGCAACGCAAGCGUGCUGGGCGGCAACGCCAGCGGCGAGUUCAUCUCCGUCGCAGGGCUGCGCGUGGACGGUCGUCGCAGUGAAGAGGUGCGCCGUAUCCGUACGCGCUUUGGGCUUUUCUCGCGCGUGGACGGAUCCUCGUACUAUGAGCAGGGCAAUACCAAAGUAGUGGCGGUUGUCUACGGACCCCGCGAGCUGCGUACGGCUGCUGCGGGAUCCGUGAACAGUGGCGCAGCAGCCGUUGGCACUGGAUCGGGCAACGCUGCUAGCAAUACGCAGCCGCGUGCCACGGUCAACUGCGAGUUCACACAAGCGGCCUUUGCUACGUCGGAGCGCAAGCCACAGCGCAGUGGCGACCGCAAGAAACUCGAGAUGUCGCUGGCUGUCAAGCAGAUCUUCGAGGCCUGUAUUCAGACACAGCUGUAUCCGCGGUCUCAGAUUGACAUUUUCGUGCAGGUGCUGCACGCCGACGGCGGGGAGCUGCCAGCCAGCAUCAAUGCCAUUACCUUGGCGCUAAUUGAUGCAGGUAUUGCGCUUAAUGACUUCGUGGUAGCCUCGUCAGCCGGAUAUUUGCAGCAGACAAUGCUCUGCGAUCUGAACUACGCGGAGGAAGUGGCGCGCGCCCCGCAGAUGAUCAUUGCGCUGAAUCCGCGCACGCAGAAGCUGAAUCUACUGCAAAUGGAGUGCAAGCUGCAGCUGGAGUUGUUCGAGAGCCUCAUGGAGGUGGCCACCGAGGGCUGCAACCAGAUCUACGACCUGCUGCAGAAUGCCACCAUGGACCGCCGCUCGGUCUCUACAACUCGAGGACCUCUCGCCCUGGGCUCAUCAGAUGCGCAAGAGAACCAGGAGCCUUUCGAUGCGACAAUAUCCAUCAAGUCGCUCGCACCCGCGUCAAAGUCGGCCACCAAAGCGCAGGGAACGAUAAGCUCAAGCUCGCAAGACUCAAGUGCUCGCAAACUCCGCCGCGCACUUCACAGUGUCGACAGCAACCGACCUCGACCAACAGUAAAUCCGUCAACAAACCCGCUGUCGAAUGCGCCUUCGUACACACUCACAAACGCAGCAGAAACUAAGAAAGUGCGCGGACAUGCUGCGACCAUUUCACAGACUUCUACAGCGACAAAUGAUGCCACUGAGGGGGCCAUAACAGGGCACAAACGUUUAGCAGCUGCCGCAGCCAACGAGGCAAAGAUGCCGACGCGCUCUGGAGGUCGGUCGGAGGAGCAGGAGAGCGAGAAUUUGGCCUGGAUGGACAUGAUGCUUGCGUUGUUGGAGAAGCGCUACGGCUCCGAUUCCUCGCUUCCUGUAUGUCUCACCGACCUGGAAGCGGCCAACAUGUUCCACUUACCACAUAGCAAAAGGAUUAAGACAGGAAUCGCCUCUACCCAGGGGGAAUCCAAGUCCAGGACUAGCCUGGACGCCAAUAGAAUUCACACAAGUGCUAAGGACAGUAAAUUGCCGGCAACUGGGUCAACGAACUCGCAGCAGAUCCCAGCGCGGUUCGACCAGGAGCUAGAACAAGCAAAAGAGAAGAAGCGACAGCGCCUGCUGCUACGGCACGCGCAGCAGAUCCAAACGUCCAGUGUAUCCUCGUCCACGAGCUGUGGGUGCAAGACCGGCUGCCUCAAAAUGUACUGCAUGUGCUUCAGCUCCCGAGGCUUUUGCCACGCCGGAUGCGCCUGCGACGACUGCAAGAACGGACGCAAUAGCCAGACGGAGCGCGUGGAGGCAAUCCAGAGUUAUCUAGCUAACGAUCCGCGCGCCUUCUCCUUCGCGUCGUUGCCUCAAGAUACGAACACCACAGGCUUCCUUCACCUCCUGCCGCAGAAAUCUAGCGCGGUCGUGAUGCGCGGGUGUCGCUGCAAGAAGUCCAAGUGUCUGAAGAAAUACUGCGAGUGUUUCCAGAACGGCAUCGCCUGCACGUCGCACUGCCGCUGCAUGGAUUGCUCCAACCACAGCGAGUCGACGGCUGCACACCAGCAUCCUCAUCUACAGAAGGGCAGCGGUACGGCUCACGACGAGGACGCCCAGUCCAGUAUCUCAUCCACCGCCGGAAAGAAGCCGUUCCAUCCCGUUCACAUCACUGUGACCAAGCAACCUCGUCGGAAUCAAGUGGGCAAAACGCUGCGUCUCAAUUUUCAACCCACGCAGAUGCAGUGUACUCCGACGGCCACGUCCAGAGCCUCCAUCGACAGCAGCCAGUCGCCCGAGCAUCACGCUGCCAAGAAGCGCAAGCACACGCGCAAGGCGCGUCGUCGUCUGGACGUCUGUGUUGACGCUAUUAACGCCCUCGACAACUCAACUGCAUUUGGCAAUUAA